ACUACCCACACGCAUUCCAUGUGUAGCCCAGGCAAACUUUUGUAAGGCUUCCUGUCAUAAAGAUUCUCUCAGGGACUGUCUUUGCUCUCACCAAGGAGCAGCUGCUCCCUUUCUUGCACCCCACGUGGGUCAGGAGAGCGACACUCGCCAGGAUGGGUCACAGGAGAGAGCAACAGAAAAGCUCAACUGUCUGAUUAUCUUUACUCUGUGUUUAUUUUGCCUUUGUGUCAGCAUUUUAUUGGAUUUUUAAGACUGGUAAGUUUAAGGAGACUCUCUCAUUGUAUCUUUAAAUUUACAGGGUACACAGGACAGCUCACAGCAAGCCGACAAGAAUGAAAUGUUCUAAGCAAAAGACAGUACACGGAGACAGGAAAAUGCAUGACCCACCGAAACGAUCACUGCAGCUUAUAUUAAUAGCUCAGGACUGCACCCCACACCACCCCAAUGAAGAGCCAUCGGGCAGGCACCUGCAGCCCCGGGACAAGGGCAGUCUGUGGCCUUAUUUAUGGAUAUUCCUCGGCAGGGACUAACCAAGGGAUUCCCUGACUUUGUGGUAGCAAGUCCUGCCGUUCCAGCCCUGUAACGCCAAACCUAGAAGUUGUUAUUUCAGGCACUUCUGAUGCUCUGCAUCUCUCUGAACCAUGUCCAGCCACUGCCGAUCCAACCGGUAAUCGGGAGAUGGUGUGUUUUUCCUGAACAACCUGAGCAACAGGUAGCUCAGUGCGGAUGGAGCGCUAGCCACCGACAGGAUGCUUUCCUGCAAUGGUCACUGCUUUACGAAGACAUAUGGAGACAUCCUUGUGACAAACCAAGGACAAGGGGAAGAAGCACUAAGGAUUACUUUUCUCUAGAGGAAUUUUUGCUCCGUUGCUGUUCUGCUUGGCCCUGCUUGCUUGUUUUAUAAGCACAGAAACUUAAAUGCAAUUUCUUCAUCUUUAGAGUUUCCCUGACGGCUCAAGAUUUCAGACUCAGGUACAGCCCUCUAUCACAUCCGAUAUCUGAGGUUGUCUGUGAGCUCCUAACACAGACCAGAACAAACUGAACUAAGAUGCGGACAUGCCUUUCACAUAGGCAGCAAUUUUCCUUCUGCUAAUAAAAACUACUGUCUGUACUACUAUUCUCAUUCUGACCCAUUUGUGGAAAACAUAUGGAUUCCUGUUCUCUGCAUUAAGGAAUAUUUCUUAAUAUUAAUGGGAUUGUUUAGGCUGUAGGAAGCUGAAGGGAGACCUCAUCACACUCUUCAACUACCUGAAAGGAGGUUAUAGUGAGUUGGGUGUUGGUCUUUUCUCCCAAGUAACAAGGUAUAGGACAAGAGGAAAUGGCCUCAAGUUGUGCCAGGGAAGGUUUAGAUUGGAUAUUAUGAAAUAUUACUUAAAGGAAAGGGUCAUCAAGCACUGGCAUAGCUGCCCAGGGAAGUGGUGGAGUCACCAUCCCCAGAGGGGUUUAGAAGAUGUGUAGAUGUGGUUCUUAGGGACAUGGUUUAGUGGUGGACUUGGUGGUGUUGGGUUUACUGUUGGACUCGAUGAUCUUAAAUGUCUUUUCCAACCCCAACAAUUCUACAAUUCCAUGAUAUACUAUACAGCACUUUAAAUGUUUGUAAAAUGUGAAGAUUACAAUUAAACAAACUCUUACACAAUCUAAGCAGAAAAUUUAAAUGAAUCUUUUAAAAGAAGUCUUUGAAAUCUGGAGAUUUUGUGGCUAGUGUUUUGGCUUUGUCUUUAUCUCUCUUAAACAGGUUGCAUUAAAGUAAAACUUUGCUGUUGCAAAUAGAGCUUGCUAACAUGAAACUCACUGGAAUCGUCUGCAUCCAGGAGCACUAUGGAGCAAUUCUCAACAUGGAGGAGAAAUUGUUACACGUGUCUGGUAACAAAAGACAGUAUUUCACUGACAGAAAACUUAUACUGAGUGGGGCAGCAACAACCUGGCCCCAAAUCUCUAACUCUGAAGUGAACGGAAAUGCUGGAGCACUGGAUGAAAAGAAUAUGAAAGCAGUGGUGACAGGAGGUGGAGGCUAUUUCGGAUACAAGCUGGGAUGUGCUCUUGCCAGUGCAGGAGCCUCUGUUGUUCUGUAUGACAUACAUAGGCCUGUCUGGGAAAUUCCCAGUGGAGCAGUGUGUAUCCAGGCAGAUGUCAGGGAUUAUGAUGCCAUAUUUGCAGCCUGUGAAGGGGCUGACUGUGUGUUUCAUGUAGCUUCAUAUGGAAUGUCAGGAAGAGAGCAAUUGCACAGAGAAGAGAUCGAAACUGUAAACAUUUGUGGGACAAGAUUCAUCAUUGAUGCCUGCAAACAAAGGAACAUCACUAGACUGAUCUACACCAGUACAGUAAAUGUGGUGUUUGGAGGGCUUCCUAUUGAAGAUGGUGAUGAGGAAACUGUGCCAUAUUUUCCUAUAGAAAAGCAUGUUGAUCAUUAUUCCAGAACCAAAUCAAUUGCAGAACAAAUGGUACUAGCAGCUAAUGGAACUCCACUAGCAGGAGGUGGAGUACUCUACACGUGUGUUCUUCGCCCACCAGGAAUCUAUGGACCAGAAGAGCAAAGACACUUGCCAAGGCUAGCAAAAUAUAUUGAGAGAGGGCUACUCAGCUUCAAGUUUGGGGAUCCUGCUGCUAAAAUGAACUGGGUGCAUGCAGAGAAUCUUGUACAAGCUCAAAUUCUAGCUGCUGAAGCUCUCACCCCUGCAAAGAACUACAUAGCUAGUGGCCAGGUGUAUUUCAUUAAUGAUGGCGAAAAAUUCAACCUUUUUGAAUGGCUAACUCCACUUUUUGAAAGGUUAGGCUGCAGUAAACCUUGGAUACGUAUUCCUACUUCCUUAGUUUAUGCAUCAGCCAUGGUAAUGGAAUAUCUUCAUCUGAUGCUGAAACCGUUUGUUGAGCUGUCCCCACUGCUGACCAGAAAUGAGGUACAGAACAUCUCAAUAACUCACACAUUUCGAAUAGACAAGGCGCGGAGUCAGCUGGGGUACAGCCCAGAGAAGUUUGCAUUUGCUGAUUCCGUGGACCAUUACAUUAAAACCAGACCAGAAGCCCAGAAUCAUCACAUCUUCCUCAAAGUUUUGCUUUCAUUAAUUGUUAGUUCAAGUUUGAUAUUUCUUUCUUUACGUUUUGAUGGCCUUUCCGUUUUGCACUUUUUUAAAGAAACACAACACUGACCUGCACAAAGCGCACAUACCCUGUUAUAGUACAGCUCCCUGCAUCAUUCUCAUCUCCACCGCAGUUCCUGGCCCCGAUGUAUUAAACAGGCUGUUAUUUUUAGUUUGGAAACCAAAAAUAUAACAUACCAGCCUCUGUACUUAAGAAAUUAAAACAAAGAAUUACAGCCAAAUCACUGAAACACACUGGAGUCGAGAUUGUUGCAUGUUUCACUCCAAAAAAACCCAACUUUUCAAACUGAUUGCUGAAUUAAAUGAGAACCUGCAGAAGGAACACGCGCUACAGCCAGCUGGGAACGCUUCAUGGGUGAAAAAGAGUGGCUAAAAGGACAAAGACUGGCCAUGGCUCACAGCCUUGAGGAACUGAGGAGCGACCAAAGAGAGGGCACAGCAGACUGCUGUCACUACCAUACACCAGCCUGACACAGAGUUCACACUGUGUGAAUUCCUUUUGUCAAUGAUCUGGUUCACUGCAGAUGAGGGGAAAAUAAAAGCAUCCUUGAAAUUGGGCUGCGGUCCGUCCUGUGCUCUGUUCCAGCAGCGCUCCCUGCCAGGCUGCCCCGGGCCCUGCAGGCCUGCGAGGUGUGGCUCUACACAAGCCAAAAGCAUGGAUUUUAGUUA
Messenger RNA from Cuculus canorus (common cuckoo), 3767 nucleotides. Its product is annotated as putative short-chain dehydrogenase/reductase family 42E member 2. Gene Ontology annotation, molecular function: 3-beta-hydroxy-Delta5-steroid dehydrogenase (NAD+) activity. The transcript is spliced from 14 exons. The record is from RefSeq and is a predicted model, not a curated record. Bases 1782 to 3146 code for a protein of 454 amino acids. Lineage: Eukaryota; Metazoa; Chordata; Aves; Cuculiformes; Cuculidae. Gene Ontology annotation, biological process: steroid biosynthetic process.